AAACGAAUAGAUUUUAGACGGUUAUAGGGUUUUUGAAUAGAUAAUAAUGGAAAAUAAAGAGGGGGUGAGUGGGUUAUAUGGUAUGUCAGCGGCUACGAUUGAGAUGAAACGGGGACAUGCCAUUUGCAUUAAAUUUAAGAAAGAGAUAGAAUCAGUUUCAGGAUAUUUAUGGAACAUUGAUCCAUCAUCAGGAACAGUGUUUGUUUUUGAAACGAAUGAAAAAGAAUAUAAUGUUAUGUAUGUUAUUAUGUCUGAUUCAAUAUAUAGUAUUACAUUUUUGAAUGACAAGGAACCGUUGUCUACAGAUUUGAUGGAUGCUUAUAUGAAUCUUGAGGAUGAAGUUGAAUAAAAAUAAAGAUUUAAUGUAAUUGAAUUAUUAUUUUUAUUAUAAAU
Messenger RNA from Pneumocystis carinii B80, 393 nucleotides. RefSeq lists its product as hypothetical. NCBI's taxonomy places the organism in Eukaryota, Fungi, Ascomycota, Pneumocystomycetes, Pneumocystales, Pneumocystaceae. The transcript has 3 exons. The record is from RefSeq and is a predicted model, not a curated record. Bases 47 to 349 code for a protein of 100 amino acids.